Molecule: messenger RNA, 1790 nt
Organism: Aedes aegypti (yellow fever mosquito)
Lineage: Eukaryota; Metazoa; Arthropoda; Insecta; Diptera; Culicidae
Gene: sNPF
Product: short neuropeptide F
Exons: 7
Coding region: 298-945 (215 amino acids)
Source: RefSeq, a predicted model, not a curated record
UUCAAUGCUGCUAAUGACAUAAAGCUCGUGCCAACCGAAAGGGAAACAACUGAACAAUAACGGCCGGAGUGUGGAGUGAAGACUGAACCUGUGCCAAAGGACAUAAGCAACAGUUGCCCAGUUUAGUGGCCGGAAGGGUUCAGUGGAACACAGUGUUAUUUGUUUAGUGCUUUGUGUUGAGAUAUAAAGAUGACACAUCAACUGUGAAUCAAUUUCGACAACCACCGAUUUCGCGAUUAUUUUGUUUGAUAUCCCGGAUUCAGAAUCGAUUUACUUGCUGCUGCUAAUAAAAAGAAUAUGUGCCGGAUAAACUUUACAACGUUAAGUUUGAUUCUUGUUCUAUGGUCAGGCAGCCUCAUGUCGGAACCAUCACAAAAUGCUGACGGCUCCAUAAAAGGUUUGUACGAAUACCUGCUUCAACGAGAGUAUGCAGCUCCAGUUUCAUACGCGGAUCACCAAAUAAAACGAAAGGCAGUCCGCUCGCCAUCCCUGCGGUUACGAUUCGGGCGGCGGAGUGAUCCAUCGGUGCCGGUGGAGCCUGAGGAUGACGAUAUGGUCGAUCAAAGGUCGAUAAGAGCACCACAACUACGGUUACGAUUCGGGCGAACUGAUCCACUGUGGUCGUCCUUCAAUGAAAACGCUCUGCUAGAAGAGAAACGAGCCCCUUCACAGCGACUUCGGUGGGGUCGAUCGGGAGGAGGAAUGUUUUCCACCAAUGACGUUAUGCAACAGAAGGCAAUACGAGCGCCCCAAUUACGGCUUCGAUUUGGCAGAAGUGACCCAUCUUGGGCCAUGUUCAACGAGCACCAGCUGGAUGAGCAGCAAUUUGCGGAUGCCACACGGCAGCCUUCGAAAACGCUAAGAGGUGACGAACCAACAUCGAUUGAGUCUACCGAGCAAGUCGAAUCCGAGGAAAACUCCCCAAGCAACAUGGACGAAAAAUAACUCAGACCACAAAUGCGAUAAACCGGACACGAGCAUAACUCAUUCUUCAGUUUCUACAACGUUAUAGACUAGGUUGCAUUGUGUUGGCCCCCAAAAGAGUAUUAUUGGUUCUUACACUAAAUUGAGUACCAAUAUUCAUUAUGUUGCAUAUGAUAAUAAAUGGCAUCGUUUUCAUCGAACAGUCGCACUUGUAAUUAAUGACGAGUUGACAAACUCAAACUAGCGUUCAUUGAUAAGAAAUUAAUCUAAUCACCCAAACCAAAGGAAUCCCAGACUUUUAUCAACAAAUGGCAGCAAUUAAAGAACAGAUUAUGUGUGAUGGUUAGUGUCAAUAAUAGGAUAUAAAAAGAAUUGAUGCUAUUUGCAUUGCUGAUUUGCGAAAUAGUGAGCCGAAAAAAUAAAUCCAUUUCUAUCUCAAACGAAAAAGAGCAUCAAUGAAAAUGAGUCUGUAAUCUAUUUUAGACAUCUGCAUGUUUCCAUCAGAAACAGAAGGAAAAUUGCUCUGCGAAGGCGUUCAUAGUACCCGGCACUCAAUCAUUCAACUAAUGCACUAAUCGAAACGUUUUUCUCUCACCGUUGCAAAUUAACAGUAUUUGUUCAAAUUUUAAUCUAUAUAUACAACUAGUGAUCCAAGUUGAAGUAUUAUUAGUAUUUAAUAAGGGAUACUGUGUGUCCUCCCAACUCACACAACUAUAGAAAGGUUACAAUUAUUACCAUCGCAUGCGAACAGAUGAAGUUUUAGAAGAGAUGAAUAAUGUAUGGAGACGAAAUGUAUUUAAAGCCAAAUGCAGCAUGUACAUGUGUAUAAAAUAAAUUGUUACAUUCACAUCUAGUGGAGAAACGAA